AUUCCCUCUCUUUCUUCUCUUUUCAAUCUUUCUUGAUUCUCUCUCUCUCUCAAUCCAAGAAAAGAUUCAGAGAGAUACCCCCAUUGACCCAUCAAAUAUUCUUGAUCAAGAAGGAAAAAAGAGAGAGAAUAAUGGCACAAGCAAGGCUGAUGUUGAAGUACUGGAAUUGUCUCCUAGUAUUGUUGUUUUCUUUGAUGAGUAAUGUGGUUUUGAGUAAACCUAGUGUUGGAGUGAACUGGGGAACAAUGGCAACGCACCAACUCCCUCCAGACAAGGUGAUUCAGAUGUUGAAAGAAAAUGGGUUUAAGAAGUUGAAGUUGUUUGAGGCUGAUGAGAGGAUCUUGGCUGCUCUGUUAGGGUCUGAUAUUGAGGUUAUGCUGGCUGUACCCAAUUACAUGUUGCAGAAGAUGAGUGAAGAUCCUGAUGCUGCUGCUUCUUGGGUUGAUACCAAUGUCACUAGUUGGUCUUACCCUGGUGGAGUGAACAUCAAGUAUGUUGCUGUAGGUAAUGAGCCUUUCCUUCAAACAUACAAUGGGACUUAUCUUGAAAUUACCUUACCAGCACUGAGGAACAUCCAAGAAGCCCUCAAUCAAGCAAAUCUUGGGUCUAAAAUUAAAGCAACAGUCCCUUUCAAUGCUGACAUCUACAACUCCCCUGAAUCGAAUCCGGUUCCAUCUGCGGGCGAUUUCCGUCCUGAAGUCAAGGACCUCACAAUUGAAAUAGUCCAGUAUCUUCAUUCAAACAAUGCACCCUUCACUGUCAAUAUCUAUCCGUUUCUCAGUCUCUAUGGGAAUGCCUAUUUUCCAUUCGAUUUCGCUUUCUUCGAUGGAUCAAACCAGCCGGUUAAAGAUGGCAAUUUGAUGUACACCAAUGUGUUUGAUGCAAGUCUUGAUACACUCAUAUGGUCAUUAGAGAGAGCUGGAUACCCUGACAUGCCAGUCAUAAUUGGAGAAGUUGGGUGGCCUACUGAUGGAGAUAAGACUGCAAAUACCCAAAAUGCAAAGCGAUUCAAUCAAGGCUUGCUUAGGCAUAUUUUGAGUGAAAAUGGAACCCCAAUUAGGAGAGGACCACUUGAAGUAUAUAUUUUCAGUCUUAUUGAUGAGAACGCGAAAAGUAUUGCUCCUGGAAGUUUUGAGAGGCAUUGGGGGAUAUUUGAGUUUGAUGGGAAGCCAAAAUAUGGACUGGACUUGUCAGGUUGGGAGGAAAACAGGGGUCUAGUACCAGUAGAAGAUGUGGAAUAUAUGCAGAGACAAUGGUGCAUCCUUGAUCCACAAGCAACGGAUUUGGCAGAUUUGGCUAAGAGCAUUGACUAUGCUUGUAGUCUAUCAGAUUGCACUGCAUUAGGUUAUGGGUCUUCUUGUAAUCAACUGAGUGUGCAGGGAAAUGCUUCUUAUGCUUUUAACAUGUAUUAUCAGGUGAAUGACCAGAAAGACUGGGACUGCGAUUUCUCCGGGUUGGCUAUGGUCACAGAUGAGGAUCCAUCUAAUGGGGAAUGUGAGUUUCCUGUGAUGAUUGCUCAUGGACAUUCUUUGGCCCUUCACAAGCAUUCUUGGUGGAUAUCUGGUGUUUUUAUUCUUGCUGUAAUGGUCAUAUUUCAUUAACCAUGAAUCACAGUGAAUACUACAGCAUGAUU
Molecule: messenger RNA, 1633 nt
Organism: Tripterygium wilfordii
Lineage: Eukaryota; Viridiplantae; Streptophyta; Magnoliopsida; Celastrales; Celastraceae
Product: glucan endo-1,3-beta-glucosidase 8
Exons: 2
Coding region: 132-1601 (489 amino acids)
Biological process (GO): carbohydrate metabolic process
Cellular component (GO): plasma membrane
Molecular function (GO): hydrolase activity, hydrolyzing O-glycosyl compounds
Source: RefSeq, a predicted model, not a curated record